Messenger RNA from Chlamydomonas reinhardtii, 877 nucleotides. RefSeq lists its product as uncharacterized. NCBI's taxonomy places the organism in Eukaryota, Viridiplantae, Chlorophyta, Chlorophyceae, Chlamydomonadales, Chlamydomonadaceae. Bases 43 to 714 code for a protein of 223 amino acids. The transcript is spliced from 8 exons. The record is from RefSeq and is a predicted model, not a curated record.
AUUCUAUACCGCCCGCCCGCUCUGUUUGAGUUGCAAAACAACAUGCAAGUGAUGUGCCAAGCCGCAGCGGGUCGCACGGCUGUCCGCCGCUCCGCGGCGGCAGUAGCAGCAGCGCCCGUCUCUGCAGGCCGUCGAACCAGCACCGGGCGCGGGAGGCUGCAGGUGGUGGCGUACCGCUCGGAGCUGAGCGAGAUGCUGCUGCAGCGAGCCCACCGCUAUGCCGAGCUGACAGCGGCGGCGGGCUCCAUGACGCGUGAGGAGCUGGGGGUGGCGCUGGGGCCGCUGGUGGGACCCCGCGGCGUGGCGUUCCUGGCGGACGGCGUCAUCUACCGCCGCGACCGCAAGCGGGACGUGGGGCAGCUGGUGGACGCACUAGGCCGACAGCACCAAGCCUACAAGCACCUGGUUUACCGCCCGGUUGUGUCUGCUGUGAACGAGGCGCAGGGGGUGGUGUUCAGUGCCGUGUAUUGGGUGCUGCAAAACACACAGCCGCUUUUCGGAGCACAGGAGCCCAGCGGCCGCAUCUCCAAAGGCUUCCUGAUUGACAAGCAGUCGUACGACACACGGUCAGGCGUGCUGGUGAGCAGCCUGGUGACGCGGCAGCUCACGCUGGAGGAGCGCGACGCGCUGCUGCCUGACCCCACCGCCUGGCAGCCCGCGGACGUGGGGGAGGGCGAGCUGACCGCGGUGCCGGACGUGGUGGCGCACGCCUAAUUCCCGGAUUCCCGCCCGCUGGUCGUAGUCGAGCUCACCUAUAGGCAAAGGUGGAAGCAUGGGCAUAGGGCGGCAGCGAGGAAGUGUCACGGGCAUGUGAAUGGCAACGGCGAUAAGAGAGGCGGCGUGCAGCAGACAAGCUAGGUAUCACGCGUCCCAAAUC